Molecule: messenger RNA, 1569 nt
Organism: Stylophora pistillata
Lineage: Eukaryota; Metazoa; Cnidaria; Anthozoa; Scleractinia; Pocilloporidae
Biological process (GO): toll-like receptor signaling pathway; inflammatory response
Cellular component (GO): plasma membrane
Molecular function (GO): signaling receptor activity
Source: RefSeq, a predicted model, not a curated record
AAUGAGAGCUGGACUUCGGUACAAAUCGUAUUUUAUGCAGGGACAGCCGGAGUUGGAGAUAUGAAUUGUUUGACGUAUCCAAAAAAUCAAAGCGUUGCCACAGUUAACAUUUCUUCAUAUGGCUAUCAAUAUCCUAAUGUUAUUUACUUACGAAUUAUCGGCCGACCUUUCUCUUCAAAGGAUUAUAGCGCAGAUUUGGGCACCUAUGGACCAGUGGAAGAAGUGCCUCAAACUGUUCCCACUCCUGCUACAGAUACGGGACCAUCAGAUCACACUACCUCUAUAACUGUGACAGUGUCUGUAGUCGGCCUACUCGUUGGAUUACUGUUAGUUGGCUGCCUUAUCUAUAUUAUAAGACGCAAGAAGAUGAGCCACAAACUACCGCCAGAAUUCAAAUACCACGCGUUCAUCAUCUAUAGCAGGGAAAAUGAGAGCUGGGUGACCAGAGAAUUACUUCCUUUCCUGGAAAAAGAAAGUCGUUUAAAAUGCUGUAUCCAUUACAGAGAUUUUAUACCCGGGAUAUCUUACGAAGAAAACAUGGCAAACAGUGUUUACAACAGUUACAAAGUAAUUUCAGUGUUUUCCAAAGACUUCGUUCUCAGCAAUUACUGCACCCACGAAUUAGAACUUGCCAAAUAUCGCCUUCUUAAAGAAAGAGACGACAGCCUGGUCAUAAUAAGAAUUGACAAGACGGAUUGUAAGAAGCUCCCUCGCGAUUUAAAAAAACGAAGUUUUAUUGAUUAUGCGAAUCCCUUGGAAAGACCUUUCUGGAAAAGGAGACUACUCAAGUUCCUGGACACGCCCAAGGAUCUUGAUAAAGAUUGCUGUGAAGAAGAAGACAAAGAUAACAAUAACAGUUUUCCAAACGAAUCUAUUCAAGAAAAUAAGCCAAAAAGAACUCCUUACGAAAGAACAAUCAGUACCCCUACCGAAGUAUCUGUUAUUUCAGAGACAGAGGUAGCCUCUGUUUGAGAAUGAGCUAUAGAUAUUCUUGUUUAUAAGUAUACAAGUAAGAGUGUACUAGAAAAAAGCUUUCGUAAUGUCAGCGAUCAAAGGGAUCUCUCAACACGAUAAGCUCGUCUAGUAUUAUGACGUUUCUAACGGCUGCUGUCGAUAUAGUACCUCAAAGGUUUGCUUUAUCUCAUUCAUUAAGUGUCGCAGGUGGGUGGGGAGGGGGAAUUUAGUUAUGGUAAAACUUUUCCGAAAAACAUACCGAAAUACCUAUUACGCUCCUGGAGUUAUGAGGAUUUCAAAAAGGAAGUGCUUUUGAAAGUCACGACAAUUCAAACAGCACCGCCACAGAAAUAUUUAUUGCACACAGGGACCUUUACUGAUAUACAAAGGGAACGGACCUUAGCAAGUUCGUUCCAUAAUACGUGUUUCAUAUGCUGAUCAAGAGAAAAUGAUCUCUUGUGCUGAGUUAUAUAUUUUUGUAUAUUGUACAUAUUGCUAGCUUUGUUGAAAUAAUAUAUAUUUGAGUAUUCAAACUGCAACAACAGAAAAAUAGCUUUUUUAAAAAAAGACUUGUUUCUUAAAUGAAUUAUGGAAAUGACCUUAAAAAAAAACAAA